Geodia barretti is the source of this 4856-nucleotide messenger RNA. The record is from the annotation of a GenBank genome assembly. Lineage: Eukaryota; Metazoa; Porifera; Demospongiae; Tetractinellida; Geodiidae.
UGUAUCUCUAUUAGAGAUUAGUGGACAGGGGCUCCCUCGCUGUUGUUUCAGUAAUAAUUAUGUGCCUUUUGUAGGGUUGAUGCAGAGAGUGAGGGAGACCGUUGCGGGUCAGGGAGAAGGGAGGAGGAGGGGGGCAGGAGGAGGGGGAGGGAGGAGAGGACAGCCCAGUUUGACGAGGGGGACCAACAACCCCAACCUCCGGUCAAGGAAAGUCUCAAGCAAACGGUCUUCAUUCCGAAAGUAAUUGGUCUCGGUAAGGACACAAUGACGAAGAGGUAUUGACAAACGGGAUAGGAACCGCGUCCAGUUUGAAUCCGGGCGGUCCCGUAGAAAGUGGGAUGGCGGGGAAGGGGGAAGUUCUGUCUGUAAUGGGGGAAGGGGCGAGAGCGAGUUUCUCCCGGCAGGAACUCAGAACGUGGAGGAGGGGAUGGAGGGAGAUAGGACCAUUCUGACGCGACAAGUUGAGGAGAAGCCUCAGGACGCAGCUGAGGAACCAUGAUGAUGCUCUGGCCGUUUGUACCCAAUGGAAGAUUCAACAAGUUCGAACAUUGAAUCGGGAGGGGUCGUCUCAAAAACGGUCUACAAGGGUCUGGAAAAGGAGAACGGUGGGGCAGGGGAUUGGUGUGGCGAACUUAAGAAACACGAUACAAACCAGGCGGAGCAGGCGCGGUUGGUUCAAAGAGGAGGUGGCCAUCCUGACAACACCCUCCAACAACCCAACAUCCUCCGUCUCUACGAUUCCUGGGAGAUUGGCCGGUAAAGUGGUAGGAGAGAGGUUCCGAGAGAAGAGAGAGAGAAGUCCUCUCAGUCUCAUUACUACUGAACUCAUGACCGUCGACCAUCAAAACUUACAUGCGGAGGUUUCGGCCAAAGCCAAAGGUCAUUCGCAGCUGGGGUCGGCAGAUCCUCCGCGGACUCCACUUCCUCCACACCCGGACUCCGCCCAUCAUCCACCGAGACCUCAAGUGUGACAACAUUUUCAUCAACGGGACGACGGGAUUGGUCAAGAUUGGUGACUUGGGCCUCGCCACUCUCAAGAUAUCGGACGUCAAAACAGUCAUAGGGACACCUGAAUUUAUGGCCCCCGAGAUGUACGAGGAGAACUACGACGAAUCGGUCGACGUGUAUGCGUUUGGCAUGUGUCUACUGGAGAUGGUCACUCUGGAGUACCCCUACUAUGAGUGCAAGAACCCGGCACAGAUUUACAAGAAAGUCACUUCUGGCACCCCUCCCCUCUCUCUGGAGAAGGUGAAAGAUCUCGAUAUACGCAACAUGAUAAUCAACUGUACCUGUGUGGACAAAGGACUGCGGUUCAUGGUGAAGGACUUACUGCAGCACGCGUUCUUUGCCGAGGACGGAAUGAACGUUGACGUGACUCAAUCAGAGGAGUCCCCCGACAAAUUGACCAUUCGGAUGAUGGUCCAUGGGGAGGGAAAGAAGAAGAACGGAGAGGAAGCCAUAGAGUUUCCCUACGACCUGAAGACAGACAUUGUGGAGGAGGUGGUGGGGGAGAUGGUGAAGAGUGGAGUCCUGCGCAGCGAGCACCAGAAGAUGGCUCUGAGGACCAUCAAGGAAACCAUGGAGACGGAGCUACACAAACGAAACAAGGAGAGAGACAAGGACAGGCAGGAGCGACUCCAGACCCAGCAGUUGUCGGCCGUGCCCUCUGAACCUCUGUUGGAAGGAGACUCGGUCACUGCCACCUCAUCAAGCAAGACCUCUAGACAGCCGUCCAACUCGGAACUGGUAGGUCAGACCACUGACACAAAGGAGCGGGCCCACACCCCGGCCCCGGCAACAGCUCCCUCCACCGCAGAGACCAGGAAACCACUCGAGUCAAUUGCCACGGUCAUCGCUGCAGGGAACAAGUCAAACUUGGAGACUGUGGCGGCAUCUUCCCCAACUGGUGUCCCUCCCUCCACCUCUUCCUCUUCGCUGCUUCCUUCUCCUACACCAUCUACUACCUCUGCUUUGGUCCCCACUGCCGAGCAAACUCUGAGCGGCCCCCACCAUCCGAAUGAAGGGGGCCCAAUUUCUGUCGUGGGGGGUCAAAACGACAACGCCAAUUGUACUGCUGGGUCGGAGAAAGUCGACGUCUCGAAAGAUUCUCACCUGAUCAGAGAGAGUGUGAAGUUCUCUAGUGUAGCAUCAGAGGCAACAGUUCUCGAAUCUUCUUCGUCUUCUUCACUCUCCAAUGACCCAAUAACAACGUCUACCGCAGUGUUGGACGAGGUGGGUGGGGUCACAUCUUUGCCUCCCACGGCAACGGAACAAGACCAACAGCCCGCAUUGUCGGGGACCGAGCAAACGAACCCUCAAACUGGGGGGCAGGGGGGCGGUGUCGUCGUCGGGAAAUUGUCGUCGGAGGAGACUGGACACCACGGCCCGGUGGGCGGGGCUGGGGGCGGAGUUAACGGAGGGAAGAAGAAACCGGGGAGGGGGAAGGGGAAGAUGACCUUGAGUCUGGUGGAAGUUACCCCCGACCACGUGGUAAAGUGUGUCUUGGUCACCAAGAACGACGUGAGGAUAAACUUUCAGUUCAGCCGAAAGUUUGAUGAGACGAAGGCCAUCUUCAAGAAACUGGUACACGCUGGUCAUCUGAAGGCGGUGGAGGAAGAGAACUUUGUCCAGCAGGCAGAGAAGAUUGUUCUCUCCUCCAAGAACAAAACUGCCGGCGGCGGUCCUGCUACCACCGAACAACCACAGGAGACCAAACUAGACAAAACAGAGCCACCGGUGACGACAGGCGAAACCACUUCCGCCAAAUCUGCUGGUCAGCUGACACCCCGACUGGCACCCAGGGGGUCUCACCAGGCGAAAUCCUCCUCCCCCUUGUCCAACUCCGUCACAGACACCUCUGCGAGCUCCUCUCAGAGGAGUGAUAGUGGAGUUAGCGGUGGUACAUCGCGACCUCUGGCAAAGGUCGUUAACGAAGUCACGGGUGAAGUUGUGGCAGUCGUCGGUAGCGAAUCCGCUGCAAUAUCAUCCCGGAGUGAUUCGGACCGAGAGAGGGAGAGACCGGGAAGAGUCCCCGAGGUUGCGUUGUCACAGCAACGACCUUUGACCCGUGACGUUGCCACGGGGAUGUCGCCGGCGACAAACUCGUCAUCGGUGGUGUCUCUGGGGUCUCAGAGCAGCGGAGGGGACGAGGCGGGGGGAGGGAGGAAAGUAGAAUCACCUCCUUCUCUCUCCACACAGACCUCAGACGAGGUACGUGUAUACGAAAUUCGCACUUGUUAAAUUAAUUUUUGCUGAAUCUAAAGUGUUUAGGAACUUUGGAAACUUAAUUGCUUUCUUUAACUGGGCCCUGUUGUUUUGUUUUUCUAAAUUUAUGUAGCCCUUAUGGUGCUGACACAUCCAUCUAAAUGUGGGAAAUAGGCAGGAUAUGUAUGCCGGUCUGUUUAGCUUAUUUCUAUCCUCAGAGUGUGAGUAGUGGUGGCCAGGCCUCGACUCCAGCUCCUGUCCCCCUGAGCCUCGUCCAGAGUGCCCCUGUCAAGACCACCUCUCUACCAUCAGGACCUCCCGUCCCUCCCCCCACCACUGCCUCUUCGACUGCUGCUACUGGGUUUGAGGUGUGCUCCCUGUCGGAGCCAGUCUGCCUCGUCACGCAGGAGUCUUCAUCUUCCACUACCACCGUCCACACACCAUCAACACAACGACGAUUUGUGGUGGCAGACGUCGCCGAGGAGCAAGAUUCCCCUGAUGAGUUAUCAACGCAGGGGUCGACCGAGAGUUUACCCCAGUGUGAGGCUCACUUGCAGCAACCUGGGGGAGCUCUUGAGCAUCCCGUGACGCAAGUGGAGACUUCGACGACAGUUUCCCACCAUCGCUCAGUUGGGGAUUCUUCCGGAAACAGUGUUGAAGUGAUUGUUGUCUCGUCCCUGGCUGCUCCGGAAACGAGUCGGGAGGACCUCGCGACGCCGAGACCGCCCCUCUUGAGCGCUCCGUCUUACUCCUCUGCCCUCGAUUCGUCCAUGGCCGCACGACAGAGGUCCACUUCACUCCCUCACAAACUCUCCUCGGUCCCAUCGUCCCCGUCUGCCGUCUCCACGACAACGACGACAUCAGAGAGAUCGGGUGUGGCCCCGCCCACCAUGCCUGUCAUCCCAGAGAGGUCACUGACCUCAGACUCGGAAGUAUUUACUGCAGAACCUCUGUCUACUACAUCUGGAACAGUCCCUGCCUCCAGUUCAUCACAGUCCAACCAUCACCACACCAACGCCAGUGGCCAACAAGAAGUCCACCAGCCACACCCGAUUGGGAAACCACACCCACCUAGUUGUCAAGACAACGCCCCCUCCCCUCAACCACAGGCUCCGCCCACUACAACCCCACUUGCCGAUAUUAGCCAACACCACUCUGAGGCCUUGUCCAGUGCCUUCAUGUCGUUCAUCUUCUCCAUGAACCAGAUUUUGAAGGAGCCGGCAAUCCAGCCCCUCAUUCAUCACUUAGAGCAUCAUUACAGAGGGGCUCACCCAUCGUAUGACGUCGCCCCUCCCCCUUCACACAAUGCCCCUCACCCCCACGGUGACAAGAAAGAUGAAGAUGCUGAUUUGAAGAGAAAAAUUGAAGAUCUGGAGCAGCAACUGCAGGUGACAAAGCAACAGUUGCAGGUGAGGCAGACAGAGAGGGAACACCGCCAGCGAAAUACCAAUCCCUCCUCGGCCACCAGCCCUGCUACUACAUCAGUCGGAGGAGCAACAACAACAUCGAGUGGGAAGAGAGAAUCGUCCGCCCCGCCCGCCCCAAUGUGGAGAACAGGAGAUGAGAGAGGGAGAGAAGACGGAGAUGGACACCAGGGAACGGCCCAGCGAGAACAGAUGGAGCAGAGAGUGCGAGAGGAACUAUUUAACGAC